CUCCUGUUUUCAAUUGCUUCAUCCUUUCCUCCUAGAGUAUCUUAUUCGUUGUUGAUCGGCCCAGUUGCAGCUUGCACGCAGCUCCGUCGUCAAGAUGGUUCGGUGGGGAAAGCUCUUCAACCUGGACGGCCACGAUACGCGUCGUGGCCUUCAUGAUGAAUUACGCGCACUACUCCCAACCCGCCGCAACGAACAACCUCCUUCUCCCAUACCUUCCAAAGAAGUCACAAAGGUCGCGUUGCGUCUGAAAUACCAGAUUGAACAAGUCAUACCCUGCGAGCUGGAGGAAUGGAAGAUUACAAAGGCCCACAGUUCCGUCAUCACACCCGCCGUGAUCAAGGCCGCCAAGGACGCUGGAGGAGAAGAAUACAAGAGUUGUGUUAUUUACUGUCUGCUCGUAGUCAAAAAAUGGUUCAAACGCCAGGCCAUCCUGGAGCUCUGGGACUCGGACUUGCACGAUGUCCGCGCUGUCGCCUGUGAGGUCAUGGCGAAGGCCAUCAUAGAGGAGGAAGAGGACAUGACUUAUCUACUUCAGGAUGUCCUACUCAAGCGAUACUCCAUUAUAAUCAAUGGCAAGGACUCGCUUCCAGCGAAUGCGAUCGAACGGGCUGUCGAUCUCCAUGCCCUUCGCGUGAUUGGAUCUUCGGGCUAUCAAAAAUGCAUAUCUUUCCUCUGGCGCGGCUGGUUGGUUCAGGACGACGAAGAUCCGUCACGAUUUGUCGACUACAAGAAAAAGACAAACACUAGUUACUGGGCGCAUUUUGAUCCUGACAGGAUGCGCGUUCCUGUGUAUCAGAACACUGUUCAAAUCGCCAUGUCUCUCAUUUUCCUAGGACUCUACACCGGAGCAGUCAACACGAUAAACCCUACCGGUGACCUGGACAUUGUUGAAGGAUUGCUGUACCUCUUCACCCUGGGCUUCAUAUGCGACGAGUUUGCUAAGUUCUGGAAAAUUGGCCGUUACUACGUUGGAUUCUGGAACAUAUUCAACAGCACGCUAUACGCCUUGCUGACAGUCUCUUUCGUCACGCGUAUGAUUGCCCUCUCGCAUCCUGUACACCACGAAAAACGCAGGGAAUUCAACGAACUCUCGUACAACUUCUUGGCAUUCUCCGCUCCCAUGUUUUGGAUGCGACUGUUACUCUACCUCGAUACCUACCGUUUCUUCGGCGCCAUGUUGGUCGUCUUGAAGGUCAUGAUGAAGGAAUCGCUGAUAUUCUUUGCGCUUCUUCUCGUAGUCUUGAUCGGAUUCUUACAAGCAUUCAUGGGACUAGACCAAGUUGACAACGAGUUGGAGGAUACCGGUUUCGUGAUCGAGGCUAUGCUUAAAGCUAUUAUGCAGAGCCCGGAGUUUGAGGGAUUCGACACUUUUGCUCCCCCUUUCGGUCUUAUUCUUUACUAUAUCUUUACCUUUGUUGUCAUGGUUGUUCUCCUGAACAUCUUGAUUGCACUGUACAACUCUGCAUAUGAGGACAUCACGGAAAACGCUGUUGAUGAAUACAUGGCUCUAUUCGCGCAAAAGACCAUGCAGUUCGUUCGUGCUCCCGACGAGAAUGUAUUCAUCGCCCCCUUCAACCUCAUCGAGCUUUUCUUGCUCGUAAUUCCCUUCGAAUGGUGGAUGCCCUACGACAAGUACCAACGACUGAACGACUACGUCAUGGGCGUCAUCUACUCGCCCCUCUUACUGAUCACCUCAUUCCUUGAAACGAAGCAGGCACACGUUGUUAAGUACAACCGGAAGAGAGGGGAGGAGGACGAUGACACCGUUGAGGAGUGGGAGCAGCUGAAUGACGAGUGCGACUUCGAGGCCGAUGGCUGGACCAAGAAAGUUGAGGACUCGAAGCCGAACGUGGAAACUGAUGCCGCCAUUCUGGAGCUCAGGAAAUUGAGGAAGGAUGUUAGCGAGCUGAAGGAAUUGAUUGAGGGACUCAAAGGAACCGUAAAUGGAUCGUAGGACUAGCCCCACGAGCCUAUUCUGAGACUGCCAGUAAAUACUUUUACGAUACGCGCAGCCCUUGUGGCUUCUGUAUAUGUUUCCGGUUGGCGAGGAUUAUGUUGGUGGCUCUACUUGGGUGGCUAGCGAUCGAUUCUCUUGUCUAGGUUCGUAAUCCGCAUCUAUAAUCACUAUUCGUAAUUGAACCGCGUCCUAUUUCUUAUUAUUUACAUUGUACUCCUAAGCUGCUUCUGAAGGUUCCUUCGCAUAAUAUUCAGCAACCAAGGAACAUUAUCCGUGUUUCCCACCUUCAAUAAUUCUCUCUGUGUACAAGUUUGGUGUGUGAGUUUUGGGGUCAUUUGAAGUUACUCCUUACUUGAAAUUGAU
Mytilinidion resinicola is the source of this 2320-nucleotide messenger RNA. RefSeq lists its product as uncharacterized. Gene Ontology annotation, biological process: monoatomic ion transport; transmembrane transport. Lineage: Eukaryota; Fungi; Ascomycota; Dothideomycetes; Mytilinidiales; Mytilinidiaceae. Bases 95 to 1954 code for a protein of 619 amino acids. Gene Ontology annotation, molecular function: monoatomic ion channel activity. Gene Ontology annotation, cellular component: membrane. The record is from RefSeq and is a predicted model, not a curated record. The transcript is spliced from 4 exons.